Aureococcus anophagefferens is the source of this 2101-nucleotide messenger RNA. RefSeq lists its product as hypothetical. The record is from RefSeq and is a predicted model, not a curated record. The transcript has a single exon. Gene Ontology annotation, molecular function: metal ion binding; protein binding. The coding region runs from base 87 to 2072 and encodes 661 amino acids. Lineage: Eukaryota; Pelagophyceae; Pelagomonadales; Pelagomonadaceae.
CCGUCUGAGGCGGCAUUCGUCGGUCGAAUUCGAGCCCGCCGGGCGCGGCCUCCGUCGCCGACAGACGUCCAGCGACGAUAUAAACCAUGGGCAUCGGCCUCGACAACAUCCUGAGCGACAAGGGCCACUUUAGCGACUUCGUGUGCCCGAUCUGCCAGGAGGUCGCCGAGGGCGCGACGAUCCUGGGCUGCUCCCACGUCUUCUGCGCCUUCUGCAUCGGCGAGUUCCAGGAGCGCCAGCUGAAGCAGGGCGUCGCGGCGGCCUGCCCCGUCUGCCGCCAGGGCGACGUCGCGGGCGCGAGACCGCUCGCGGAGGCGAACCCGCUCGCGGGCCGCAUCUACAACCGCGUCCAGUGCCGCUGCCCGCUCGCGGACCAGGGCUGCGCCUGGACGGGCGAUCUCAUCAACCUCCAGGGCCACCUCACGAACUCGAGCGAGCACCUCGACCUCAAGGCCGCGGCCGGCGCGGCGACGCCGGACGCGUCCGGCUUCGUCGCGCGCUGGGUCGGAGGCGCGGAGAAGCCGCCCGCGGAAGAGACGGCGGAGGCCGCGGCGGCGCGGCUCCAGCGCACGGCCGACGCCCUGAAGGAGCAGGCGGACCAGAAGUACCAGAUCAAGGCCUACGGCGCGGCGAGCGAGAUCUACGGCAAGGCCAUCGCCGUCUGCCCCGACGUCGCGGCGUACCGGUCGAACCGGGGCGCCUGCCACUUCAUGGUCGGCGCCUACGAGGCCUGCGUCCAGGACUGCGACGCCGCGCUCGCGCGCGACGCGACCCUCGUGUCCGCCGCGUGCCGGCGCGCGCGCGCGUGCGUCGAGCUCGGCUUGACGGACGAGGCGCGGUCGGGCCUCGAGGCGGCCAAGGCCGCCGCGAGCGAGGCCUGCGCGGCGCGCGGCGGCGGCGCGGCGCUCGUCGCCGCGCUCAAGAAGCUCGACGGCGAGCUCGAGCGCGUCGCGGCCGUCGCCGCGGCCGUCAAGGCCGGCCGCGACGCGUUCGGGGCCGGGGACGUCGUCCGCGCGGCCGCGUCCUUCGGCGGCGCGCUGAAGGACACGGAGAGCGCCUGCAUCGUGUUGGGCGCGGCGACGGCGGAGCUGGGGUUAGGAAGGGUGGACCGGUGCCUGCGGCUCACGCUCCAGGUGCUCCGGCGGAGCGACGCGGCGCGGUGGCGGCCCGCGGCGCUCAUCGUCCGCGGCGCGGCGAUGGUGCUGAGCGACCAGGGGGAGGGGGGGAUCGCCCUGCUGCGCGAGGCGCUGCGCCUCGACCCCGACGGCGCGGACGCGAAGAAGACGACGAAGGCGGCGCUGCGGCUCGGCCGGCGCCGCGACGCCGCGAAGGCGCUCAUGAACAAGCGCGCGUUCGACGACGCCGCGGCGGCCUACGGCGAGUUGCUGGACGAAGAUUUAGGCCAGGCCUUCCUCGAGAAGCGCCAGUCCAUGGACGCGGCGUCCUUCCCGGAUCUGGCGGCGCUGGCGCCCGUGUCGCCCCUCGCGGCCGUCGCGCGGGCGGAGCGCGCGAACUGCCACCUCCGCCGCGGCGAGCCCGUCGCGGCGGUGUCGGACUGCGCGACGGCCAUCUACAUCAAGGACGAUCUGGUGGACGCCCACGUGACGCGGGCGACGGCCCUCGGCGCCCUGGGCAAGCACGACGACGCCUGCGGCCACCUCCGGGACGUCGUCGAGCGCUGGGGCGGCCGCGACGUCCGGCUGCAGCACGCGUACGAGCAGGCGGACUUCGAGCGGCGCAAGAAGCUGCGGCCCGACUACUACGCCAUGCUCGACUGCCGCAAGGUGAGCUCGGAGCGCGAGAUCAAGGGCGCCUACUGGAAGCAGAGUUUGGCGCACCACCCGGACAAGCACGCGGCGGCCGCGCCGGACGUCCGGGCGCGCCACGAGGCCCAGUUCAAGGCCCUCGGCGAGGCUUUGGAGGUGCUGUCGGACCCCAUGAAGCGCGACCUCUACGACAAGGGCUACGACAAGGAGGCCAUCGCGAAGAAGCUCGAGGCCGCGAACCGCGCGGCGAACAACGCGGGCGGCUGCUGCGGCGGCGGCGGCUGCGGCUCCGGGGGCUGCGGCUGAAUAGGGCGCCUCACUAACUGUAUAUGUCC